Pyricularia pennisetigena is the source of this 2355-nucleotide messenger RNA. RefSeq lists its product as uncharacterized. The transcript has 2 exons. The coding region runs from base 1 to 2355 and encodes 784 amino acids. NCBI's taxonomy places the organism in Eukaryota, Fungi, Ascomycota, Sordariomycetes, Magnaporthales, Pyriculariaceae. The record is from RefSeq and is a predicted model, not a curated record. Gene Ontology annotation, molecular function: protein dimerization activity.
AUGGCAAUGAUGGGGUCAUCGGCCUGGAACGGGCAACCCAGCGCCGUCGAUGACGAUUUUCAGCAGUACCUCGAGAUGAACGGGAUGGAAGGUCUGGCCGAGGGGUUGAAUUUUGAUUUCCAGGAUUUUGCUGCCGACUUUCAGGGCGCAGGAAACAAUGGCGGCGCAAUUCUCCAGUCCCAGCAGGCCCAGGAGCGCCAGCUCCAGCACCAACAGCAGAUGGACACACCCAUGACCGGCACCGAGAUGCCCAGGCUCAUGUCGUCAACUGCGGAGCUGUCGCAGCUGCCGCAGUCGGCGAUGCACUCUCAUCUCGCCCAACUGACCUCUGUGGCAGCUCCAGGCCCCGCUCACACGACGGCUCCUGGGCUGGUCAUUGUUCCCAAUGCCGGCAUGGUGCCGACACCGACGACGCAACCACCGCCAACGCCGAGCGAGGCCAUUAAUGAUAUUGAUGCCAAGAUACAGUUCUUGCAGCAUCAGAGGAUACAACAACAACAACGUCAACUCGAGGAGCAGCAAGUCGCAUUCUUUGCUCAACAGAGCCGCCUGAUACCUCCCACACCGCAGAGCCUCGAGCUUCAGGCUGGAAGUCGCUAUUACGUCGCUCCUGACCAGACGCCACAGCAGGGUAUAUACGACAGGUACCAACGGCUGGCCGAUCAACAGGAUACUCUUGAGCAGAUGUCAUUCACGCCUCUUGUUUCGCCGGCUGUAACACCUUUAGAAACACACUUUUCGAUGGAUUCGCAAUUCACUAUCCCGGGGGCGUACUUUAGCCCCCUCGCGUCACCAGCACUUCAUGCGCAGCAUGAAAACCCGCAAACCGUCUAUGAUAGCGCCAGCUCAGGGAAGAACAGCUCGCCGGCUGCCGAGAUGGACCUUCCAACACCGACGGCCACCAAGGUAACCCCAAACUCAUUACCAAACGAAUUGGCAAAGAAAGCGGCCCCUAGAAAAAGCACCGCUUCCAAGGUCAGGGGGAAGGGGAGUGUCCGACAGUCACCCAUUUCCAAGCCGCUGAAGAAAAAAUCCCAGACGACGCCCAACAUGAAUGCGCAGGCUCUGAGCGAACUUGCCGAAUCGUUGCAACCCAGCCAGGAUUUCCAACACCACCUUUUACCGCCACCCGCGCCGCAAGGACACAGCGGGUCGCCUGUCGGCCUCACGGACUCGGAAAACGGAUCGGUUUCUCCAGAGACCUUAUCUGAGAUGCCGCCUCCGCCCGUGCCGAAGCAGCGCUCGGCUCGCCCUUCGUCCCACACAGAGCCGCAAGCGGCUGUGGCAAAUCCCAUGUUGCAGACCCUGCAGGGCAAGAUGUCGCCCGCAACGCCAGCGUCACUGAUGAAGCUCACAUCACCCAGCAACAGCAUGGGCGCUACACCAACGAGCCACGCGACAGUUUCCCAAGAGGCGAUCGAGAAUUUUGAACUUCCGGAAUCAGUCAACUUUCAGCAGCAGAGCAACAAAACCCCCCAAACGGUUACAAAGAGCCCGGCACAAUCUCCAUUCCUAGGCCCCUCUGCGACUUCAUCAACAACUCCAUCAUUGCAGCCUUUGCCGAGUUCAGGCUUCGUCAAACCCAGGACAGCAGCCUCGGCAACACAGAGUCCGUUACUGACAGGUCAGCAACAAGGAUGGGGGAGCAGUUCGGCUACGGGCACACCGGUUUUGGCAGCAGGAGCAGCCCGGAAGACGCCACAGAUGGGGCCGCGAAACAGCAAGAAGCGACCCAGCGUCAGUUCUUCGCACGUAUCACCAGCGCUGCGGCCGCGGAUAUCGCCGAGCAUCAAGCCACUGCUGCCUGGGGGUAGCAGCGGGGCCGAAGACGUGGCAUCGCAGUUGCUCCGAUCAAAAUCGAACUACCAAAACAUUCUGGAGGGCAACAGCGUGCCGGGCGUGUCGUACCCGAGCGAGCUGUCAACAAACCUUACGUCAAAACGAACUUCGCACAAAAUCGCCGAGCAAGGCAGACGGAACAGGAUCAACUCGGCGCUGCAGGAGAUAGCGACGUUAUUACCACCGGCCGUGUCUGCCAAGGUAGACGAUGACGGCGACGCAGGCGGGGACGGGGGCAAAAAGGGCGACAAGCAAGGCGGGGGAGGGCCGAACAGCAAGGCCAGCACGGUAGAGAUGGCGAUCGAGUACAUCAAGAUGCUCAGGAAGGAGGUUGCCGAGGCCAACAAGAGAGCCGAUGAGGCGGAGAGGAAACUGAAGCUGCAGUCCGGCCAAACCAAGGACGAAGAGUCGGCAGCAGCCCCGGAAGUUGUCGCAAGUGGUGACGCGGAUGAGAAUGAGGUUGAGAUGAGAAAUGCAGUCGAUGGAGAGAAGCAAGACAAAGCAGUGGAGGCAUAG